Molecule: messenger RNA, 5958 nt
Organism: Coregonus sp. 'balchen'
Lineage: Eukaryota; Metazoa; Chordata; Actinopteri; Salmoniformes; Salmonidae
Source: the annotation of a GenBank genome assembly
GUGCAGCUGCAGGUGCACCCCAACCUGUCGGCCAAGGAGGGAGCUCUGCAGCACAUCGAGGAGUUGAUUCUGCAGCUGCUCAACAUGCUGUGUGUGGCCCAGCCCCGCUCUGUACAGGACGUGGAGGAGCGGGUCCAGAAGACCUUCCCCCACCCCAUAGAUAAAUGGGCCAUAGCUGAUGCCCAGUCAGCCAUCGAGAAAAGAAAGAGGAGGAACCCCCUGCUGCUCCCCGUGGAUAAGAUACACCCCCUACUCAAGGUAAAUACACCCCCUGCUGCUCCCUGUGGAUAAGAUACUCCCCCUGCUGAAGGUACUUAUUCCCCCUGCUGAAGGUAGAUACACCCCCUGCUGAAGGUAGAUACUCCCCCUGCUGAAGGUAGAUACACCCCCUGCUGAAGGUAGAUACACCCCCUGCUGAAGGUAGAUACUCCCCCUGCUGAAGUUAGAUACUCCCCCUGCUGAAGGUAGAUACUCCCCCUGCUGACGUUAGAUACUCCCCCUGCUGACGUUAGAUACUCCCCCUGCUGAAGGUACAUACACCCCCUGCUGAAGAUAGAUACUCCCCCCUGCUGAAGGUAGAUACUCCCCCUGCUGAAGGUAGAUACACCCCCUGCUGAAGGUAGAUACACCCCCUGCUGAAGGUAGAUACACCCCCUGCUGAAGGUAGAUACUCCCCCUGCUGAAGGUAGAUACUCCCCCUGCUGAAGGUAGAUACACCAUCUGCUGAAGGUAGAUACACCCCCUGCUGAAGGUAGAUACACCCCCUGCUGAAGGUAGAUACUCCCCCUGCUGAAGGUAGAUACUCCCCCUGCUGAAGGUAGAUACUCCCCCUGCUGAAGGUAGAUACACCCCCUGCUGAAGGUAGAUACACCCCCUGCUGAAGGUAGAUACUCCCCCUGCUGAAGGUAGAUACACCCCCUGCUGCUCCCUGUGGAUAAGAUACUCCCCCUGCUGAAGGUAGAUACUCCCCCUGCUGAAAGUACAUACACCCCCUGCUGAAGAUAGACACUCCCCCUGCUGAAGGUAGAUACACCAUCUGCUGAAGGUAGAUACACCCCCUGCUGAAGGUAGAUACACCCCCUGCUGAAGGUAGAUACACCCCCUGCUGAAGGUAGAUACUCCCCCUGCUGAAGGUAGAUACUCCCCCUGCUGAAGGUAGAUACUCCCCCUGCUGAAGGUAGAUACUCCCCCUGCUGAAGGUAGAUACUCCCCCUGCUGAAAGUACAUACACCCCCUGCUGAAGAUAGAUACUCCCCCUGCUGAAGGUAGAUACACCAUCUGCUGAAGGUAGAUACACCCCCUGCUGAAGGUAGAUACACCCCCUGCUGAAGGUAGAUACUCCCCCUGCUGAAGGUAGAUACACCCCCUGCUGAAGGUAGAUACACCCCCUGCUGAAGGUAGAUACUCCCCCUGCUGAAGGUAGAUACUCCCCCUGCUGAAGGUAGAUACUCCCCCUGCUGAAGGUACAUACACCCCCUGCUGAAGAUAGAUACUCCCCCUGCUGAAGUUAGAUACUCCCCCUGCUGAAGGUAGAUACUCCCCCUGCUGAAGGUAGAUACUCCCCCUGCUGAAGGUACAUACACCCCCUGCUGAAGAUAGAUACUCCCCCUGCUGAAGUUAGAUACUCCCCCUGCUGAAGGUAGAUACACCCCCUGCUGAAGGUAGAUACUCCCCCUGCUGAAGGUAGAUACUCCCCCUGCUGAAGGUAGAUACUCCCCCUGCUGAAGGUAGAUACUCCCCCUGCUGAAGGUAGAUACUCCCCCUGCUGAAGGUAGAUACACCAUCUGCUGAAGGUAGAUACACCCCCUGCUGAAGGUAGAUACACCCCCUGCUGAAGGUAGAUACUCCCCCUGCUGAAGGUAGAUACUCCCCCUGCUGAAGGUAGAUACACCCCCUGCUGAAGGUAGAUACACCCCCUGCUGAAGGUAGAUACUCCCCCUGCUGAAGGUAGAUACUCCCCCUUCUGAAGGUAGAUACUCCCCCUGCUGAAGGUAGAUACUCCCCCUGCUGAAGGUAGAUACUCCCCCUGCUGAAGGUAGAUACUCCCCCUGCUGAAAGUAGAUACUCCCCCUGCUGAAGGUAGAUACUCCCCCUGCUGAAGGUACAUACACCCCCUGCUGAAGUUAGAUACUCCCCCUGCUGAAGGUAGAUACUCCCCCUGCUGAAGGUAGAUACUCCCCCUGCUGAAGGUACAUACACCCCCUGCUGAAGAUAGAUACUCCCCCUGCUGAAGUUAGAUACUCCCCCUGCUGAAGGUAGAUACACCCCCUGCUGAAGGUAGAUACACCCCCUGCUGAAGGUAGAUACUCCCCCUGCUGAAGGUAGAUACUCCCCCUGCUGAAGGUAGAUACUCCCCCUGCUGAAGGUAGAUACUCCCCCUGCUGAAGGUAGAUACUCCCCCUGCUGAAGGUAGAUACUCCCCCUGCUGAAGGUAGAUACUCCCCCUGCUGAAGGUAGAUACUCCCCCUGCUGAAGGUACAUACACCCCCUGCUGAAGGUAGAUACACCCCCUGCUGAAGGUAGAUACUCCCCCUGCUGAAGGUAGAUACUCCCCCUGCUGAAGGUAGAUACUCCCCCUGCUGAAGGUACAUACACCCCCUGCUGAAGAUAGAUACUCCCCCUGCUGAAGGUAGAUACACCCCCUGCUGAAGGUAGAUACUCCCCCUGCUGAAGGUAGAUACACCCCCUGCUGCUCCCUGUGGAUAAGAUACUCCCCCUGCUGAAGGUAGAUACUCCCCCUGCUGAAGGUAGAUACUCCCCCUGCUGAAAGUACAUACACCCCCUGCUGAAGAUAGAUACUCCCCCUGCUGAAGGUAGAUACACCCCCUGCUGAAGGUAGAUACACCCCCUGCUGAAGGUAGAUACUCCCCCUGCUGAAGGUAGAUACUCCCCCUGCUGAAGGUAGAUACUCCCCCUGCUGAAGGUACAUACACCCCCUGCUGAAGAUAGAUACUCCCCCUGCUGAAGGUAGAUACACCAUCUGCUGAAGGUAGAUACACCCCCUGCUGAAGGUAGAUACACCCCCUGCUGAAGGUAGAUACUCCCCCUGCUGAAGGUAGAUACUCCCCCUGCUGAAGGUAGAUACUCCCCCUGCUGAAGAUAGAUACUCCCCCUGCUGAAGGUAGAUACACCAUCUGCUGAAGUUAGAUACACCCCCUGCUGAAGGUAGAUACACCCCCUGCUGAAGGUAGAUACUCCCCCUGCUGAAGGUAGAUACUCCCCCUGCUGAAGGUAGAUACUCCCCCUGCUGAAGGUAGAUACUCCCCCUGCUGAAGGUAGAUACACCCUCUGCUGAAGGUAGAUACACCCCCUGCUGAAGGUAGAUACACCCCCUGCUGAAGGUAGAUACUCCCCCUGCUGAAGGUAGAUACUCCCCCUGCUGAAGAUAGAUACACCCCCUGCUGAAGGUAGAUACUCCCCCUGCUGAAGGUAGAUACUCCCCCUGCUGAAGGUAGAUACUCCCCCUGCUGAAGGUAGAUACUCCCCCUGCUGAAGGUAGAUACACCAUCUGCUGAAGGUACAUACACCCCCUGCUGCUCUCUGUGGAUAAGAUGCACCCUCCCUCUCUAACUCUAACCCCCCUCUCUCCUCUCCUCUCCUCUCCUCUCUAACUCUAACCCCCCUCUCUCCUCUCCUCUCCUCUCCUCUCUAACUCUAACCCCCCUCUCUCCUCUCCUGCUGUUUAUCCUGUCUACAGGAGGUGCUGGGUUAUAAGAUAGACUACCACGUCUGCCUCUACAUCGUGGCGGUGCUAGAAUACAUAUCAGCUGACAUCCUGAAGCUAGCAGGAAACUACGUUGGUAACAUCAGACAUUAUGAGAUCAGCCAGCAAGACAUCAAGGUGUCCAUGUGUGCAGACAAGGUAGGAAACAUACCAUACCGUCUGUCCAUCUGUCUGUCCAUCUGUCUAUCUGUCUGUCUGUCUGUGUCUAGCUGUCUGUCUGUCUGUGUCUAGCUGUCGGUCUGUCUGUGUCUAGCUGUCGGUCUGUCUGUGUCUAGCUGUCGGUCUGUCUGUGUCUAGCUGUCGGUCUGUCUGUGUCUAGCUGUCGGUCUGUCUGUGUCUAGCUGUCGGUCUGUCUGUGUCUAGCUGUCGGUCUGUCUGUGUCUAGCUGUCGGUCUGUCUGUGUCUAGCUGUCGGUCUGUCUGUGUCUAGCUGUCGGUCUGUCUGUGUCUAGCUGUCGGUCUGUCUGUGUCUGUGUCUAGCUGUCGGUCUGUCUGUGUCUGUGUCUAGCUGUCGGUCUGUCUGUGUCUGUGUCUAGCUGUCGGUCUGUCUGUGUCUGUGUCUAGCUGUCGGUCUGUCUGUCUGUGUCUAGCUGUCGGUCUGUCUGUCUGUGUCUAGCUGUCGGUCUGUCUGUCUGUGUCUAGCUGUCGGUCUGUCUGUCUGUGUCUAGCUGUCGGUCUGUCUGUCUGUGUCUAGCUGUCGGUCUGUCUGUCUGUGUCUAGCUGUCGGUCUGUCUAGCUGUCGUCUGUCUGUCUGUCUAGCUGUCGGUCUGUCUGUCUGUCUAGCUGUGUCGGUCUGUCUGUCUGUGUCUAGCUGUCGGUCUGUCUGUCUGUGUCUAGCUGUCGGUCUGUCUGUCUGUGUCUAGCUGUCGGUCUGUCUGUCUGUGUCUAGCUGUCGGUCUGUCUGUCUGUGUCUAGCUGUCGGUCUGUCUGUCUGUGUCUAGCUGUCGGUCUGUCCUGUCGGUCUGUGUCUGUAGCUGUCGGUCUGUCUGUCUGUGUCUAGCUGUCGGUCUGUCUGUCUGUCUAGCUGUCGGUCUGUCUGUCUGUCUAGCUGUCGGUCUGUCUGUCUGUGUCUAGCUGUCGGUCUGUCUGUCUGUCUAGCUGUCGGUCUGUCUGUCUGUCUAGCUGUCUGUCUGUCUGUCUGUGUCUAGCUGUCGGUCUGUCUGUCUGUGUCUAGCUGUCGGUCUGUCUGUCUGUGUCUAGCUGUCGGUCUGUCUGUCUGUGUCUAGCUGUCGGUCUGUCUGUCUGUGUCUAGCUGUCGGUCUGUCUGUCUGUGUCUAGCUGUCGGUCUGUCUGUCUGUGUCUAGCUGUCUGUGUCUAGCUGUCGGUCUGUCUGUCUAGCUGUCGGUCUGUCUGUCCUGUCUGUCUGGUGUCUAGCUGUCUGUCUGUUAGCUCUAGCUGUCGGUCUGUCUGUCUAGCUGUCGGUCUGUCUGUCUAGCUGUCUGUGUCUAGCUGUCUGUGUCUAGCUGUCUGUCGGUCUGUCUGUGUCUAGCUGUCUGUCGGUCUGUCUGUGUCUAGCUGUCUGUCGGUCUGUCUGUGUCUAGCUGUCUGUCGGUCUGUCUGUGUCUAGCUGUCUGUCGGUCUGUCUGUGUCUAGCUGUCUGUCUGUCUGUCUGUGUCUAGCUGUCUGUCUGUCUGUGUGUCUAGCUGUCUGUCUGUCUGUCUGUGUCUAGCUGUCUGUCUGUCUGUCUGUGUCUAGCUGUCUGUCUGUCUGUCUGUGUCUAGCUGUCUGUCUGUCUGUCUGUCUGUGUCUGUCUGUCUGUGUCUAGCUGUCUGUGUCUAGCUGUCUGUCUGUCUGUGUCUAGCUGUCUGUCUGUCUGUGUCUAGCUGUCUGUCUGUCUGUGUCUAGCUGUCUGUCUGUCUGUGUCUAGCUGUCUGUCUGUGUUUUUCUGUAUCUCUCAAUCACCUUCAAUGCCAAUCCACUCCAAAGUCAGUAGAUAUAUUCUAUGGGUCCUGGUUGACUUGCUAACCUGUCUCUGUGUGUCCGUCCCAGGUGUUGAUGGACAUGUCUGACCUGAUGUCUCUGUUGCAGGUCCUAAUGGACAUGUUUGACCAGGACGAGGACAUCGGUCUGGUGUCUCAGUGUACGGAGGAGCCGUCGUCGUCGGGCGAGCUGACCUACGAUGACCUGGUGCGCCUGGAGAUCGCAGAGGAGCGCCAGUACCUGCGGGAGCUCGAUCUCAUCAUCAAGGUGUUCCGACAUCACUUCCUGUUCAACAACAAGAUCUUCACGCCUCAG